Messenger RNA from Ochlerotatus camptorhynchus, 6202 nucleotides. RefSeq names its product vitellogenin-A1-like. The transcript has 3 exons. The record is from RefSeq and is a predicted model, not a curated record. The coding region runs from base 53 to 6202 and encodes 2049 amino acids. Lineage: Eukaryota; Metazoa; Arthropoda; Insecta; Diptera; Culicidae. Gene Ontology annotation, biological process: lipid transport. Gene Ontology annotation, molecular function: lipid carrier activity.
UUAGAGCACAGUGUUAGAAAAAUAAAGUGAAGAUCUUGAAAAGUUUCAAUUGAUGAUGUUAGGAUUCAUUCUCAUCAUUUUGGUGGGAGCUUGCUUUGCAGAGAAACAAAGCGAUGGACCCCAAUAUGGCCAGCGAUUGGCCGGAGUUAAAGAUUAUCGUGACGACAACUACGCUUGGCAACCGAAUCAACUCUAUGAGUACAAUGUGACCUCGAAAACCAUGACGGCUCUACCUGACCUCCGAGAACAGUGGACUGGAGUGGUCACCCGAGCCAAGAUGAUCAUCAGCCCCAAGAGUGACGGGUACGUGGUAGCUCGCAUCGAACAUCCCAGGUACGCUCAGUUCAACGAACAUCUUCCGAUGGGCUACCGUACCAAUCCCGCACAGCAACAGCUGUCCUGGAAGCCUAUGCCAUUGAGCGAGAAGCCAUUUGCGAUCAAGUACAAGAACGGUGCCAUCAAGGGACUGGUUGUAGAGAAAACUGUUCCCAACCAUGAAGUAAAUAUCCUGAAAUCUUGGGUCAGCCAACUGCAGCUGGACUUUGCUGGAGCUAACCUAGUCAAGUCAAAGUACAACCAACUUCCCCAGAACGAUAGCAUUACUGCUACGUACAAAACCAUGGAGCCUUCCGUGUCCGGCGAAUGUGAGACCUUGUACGAUAUCAAUGCCGUUCCCAAGUACAAAAUCCAAGCUCACAAAGAAUGGGUUCCUCAGCCUCAGCACAUCCAGGCAGGUGAUUGGAUUAUGGAAAUCGGCAAGGCUAAGAACUACAGCAACUGCGAAAGACGCAUGGGAUACCAUUUUGGAAUCACCGGUGCCUCAAACAUCAAGCCUCACACCAACCAGAUGGGAAAUGUCAUGAGCAGAUCUGCCGUCAGUCAGAUCUUCGCCGUUGGUAAUCCAUGGAACCACACCAUUCAAUCGGCUCAAACUACCAGUAAGACCCUUGUCAGUCCUUCUUUGGUAGACCAACAGAAGGCCAUGGUGUACGCUCAGGUCAACAUUACCUUGGAGCAAAUCAAACCGAACGAAAAAGAACCCACUGGUCCAGCCGAAGAUCGUGCUGUAUUCGUUGGAUUAGUCUAUGGAUAUAAUCUUCCUGAGGAUAAAAACAACCUUGCCCGCCCUGAAAAUGAAACAUCCAGCUCGUCAUCUUCCUCCUCCUCCUCCUCCUCUUCUGAUUCAUCCGACUCCAAUUCAUCCAGUUCCUCCAGUUCAGAAGAACAGGAAAACCCCAAAGUUGCUCCAUCCGAGCAGUACAAGGAUGCUCUAGAGGAAGUGGAGCAACGAGGUAACCGCAUCCGUCGUGAUCUGAACGCCCAGAAGGAGAAGCAAUACUACGAAGCCUACAAAUUGGAUCAGUACCGCCUAAGCCGCAACAACGACACCUCAUCCGAUUCCAGCAGCUCUGACGAUUCAAAAUCGUCCUCGUCGUCAUCAUCGUCCUCUUCGGAAUCAGCUGAACACCGCCGACACAACUCCUCUUCAUCUUCCUCCUCCAGUUCAUCUUCUUCCUCCUCGUCAUCAUCAUCGUCUUCUUCAAGCUCCGAAUCCAACUCCUUGGAUAGUGAUGAAGACUUUUACCAGCCAACCCCGGAAAACCAGAAACAACCACCGGCAGCUCCACUGCUCCCCUUCUUCGUAGGCUACAAAGGUGGCAACAUCCAACAAUCUCGGAACAUCAAUGCACCCCGACUCCUGCCGCAGCUGACCCGUAAAAUUGCCCAAGACCUCCAAAACCCAUCUUCCAUUCCAAAAUCCAACACCCUGGAUGACUUCAUCACCCUGAAUAACAUCAUGCGAACCAUGGAUCACCAAGAACUCUACGACGCCGCUCAAAAACUUUUUGUAUCGCACCAGGAACGCGAACACGGAGACAACCAAAGUGAGAAGUUCGCCAUUCAAGUCGACAGCUGGAACGUAUUCCGUGAUGCCUUGGCCGAAGCCGGAACUCCACCCGCCUUCCAGGUCUUGAAACAGUACAUCCAGGAGAAAAAACUGCAUGGCCAGGAAGCUGCUUCAGUCAUUGCCACCCUUGCCAAGAGUCUUCGUUACCCAACGGAAACUCAGAUGCAUGAAUUCUUCCUACUAGCUACGUCCGCAGUUGUCAAGCAUCAAUCAAUCGUUAAUGCCACGGCACUGAUCUCUUUGGGCGACUUCCUCUGUCGCGCUCAGGUGAACAACAUCUCCGCUGCCAACUACUACCCGGUCAACAGCUUUGGCCGUUUGGCUAACUCCCACUACAAGAUUGUUGCUCACAAAGUUGUACCCUACAUGGCCCACGAACUCCGUCAAGCCGUCAAGGAGGGUGGUAGUGAGAAAAUACAGUACCUCGUUCGCGCUAUUGGUAACAUUGGUCAUCCUGAGAUUCUGAACACUUUUGAACCAUACCUGGAAGGACAGAUCCCAGUUACCGACUACCAACGCUUCGCAAUGGUUAUGUCACUUGAUCGACUGACCGAAAACUUCCCGAAACUGGCUCGAUCUGUACUGUUCAAAAUCUUCCAAAACACCGGCGACACCGACGAAGUGCGCUCCGCUGCUGCUCUACUACUGAUGCGUACCAACCCUCCGGUUGCAAUGCUCCAGCGUAUGGCUCAACAAACUGAGCAAGAUAACCGCCAAGUCAGUGCACUGGUAAAAAGCCUAAUUGAAUCCGCUGCCCAAAGUGACCAGUAUGACGAAGCUUCUUCGAAACAUGCUCAGAAUGCGCAAGCGGCUGCCAAGAUGCUCUCACCUGAAGACUUUGGACUACAGUAUUCAACUGGUCAGCUGCGAUCUUAUGCCAUGCAGGGAUUGGAUCUGUCCUAUCGUCUGCAUGCAGCCCAGAUUGCUUCCGAUAACCAUCCAGUUCCAGCUGGUGCUGCAUUACAUUUGCACAAGAAGCUCGGGGGCUUGGAGAGAUUGUCUUCCUACCACUACAUUGUGUCCAAUAUGGAUGCCUUGUUUGAUCUAUUGGACGAAAAGAUUGUCACCGUUGAAGAACAACAGAAAAAGAAGAAUCAUCAGGCCCGAGGACUGGCUUGGAAUCCGAAUCAAUCAAGAAAGUUCGGCCCCAAGAGUGUACAAAUGUGGUCAACUGCAAAGAUCGCUAAGUUGUUGAAUAUUGAUGCGGAAGACGUUGAACAAAUCGAAGGCCAGGUUCUGUUUGAACUAUUCAAUAACCAACGGCUCGUAGCGUUCGAUAACCGCACGCUGGAGAAAAUCCCUAGUCAGAUCAAGAAAUGGGUAAAGGACUUGGAAAACGGAUGGAAUGUAAACUUUACCAAGAUCUAUCAGCAAAACCCAGUUGUGAUGGCUAUGCCUUUGGAAACUGGAUUCCCGUUUACCUAUAGCUUGGAUGCUCCUACUUUGGUUAAGAUCGAAAUAGAAGCUAGUGCUCAAGCCCAUCCAAACCCUGCUGGUAAACCGGCUGGACAUCCAGAAAACGAAUUUGAUGACAAAGUUCACGUGCCUCAAAAUGCUAAAAUCUCCGCUGACGUCAAUAUCGUUUACUCACGGCUGGUAGAUGCCAAGAUCAGUUUUACGACUCUGUUCGAUCACCAACAGUAUAUUGCCGGAUAUCAGAAGAAGCACCAUGCAAAUGUUCCCCUAAGCAUUGAAGCUAAGUUGAACUUGGCUCAAGAUAACUACGAAGUCAACAUUCAACCACUGCAACCGAAGAAGGAUGUCCUGAUUGCUCAUCUUAGCUCCUGGCCGUACACGACCUUUAAAGACAUUGUUGACACACGUUCCGUAGCUGCUAGUCCCAACGCUCAGAUUCUGCAUAAUCCGGAAAGCAACACUAGAUCCAUGGAGAAAACAAUCGGACACAAAAUGACUGGAAUUGCCUGGCGUUUCCAUGCUAAACAUGAUAAUCCAGCAUUCGAUUUUGGCUACGUAUGGGACCGUGUCAAGCAACAUGACCUAGUAUCUGCACUGACCUAUCCAUUUGCAUCUCAACCCAGCCAGUACCACCAGAUCAACCUUUGGUACGAUGCUCAACGAUCUUCAGCCAAAAAUGUGAAGAUCACCGUUCAAGCAAAGAGUGCCAACGAUACUCAGGACUUUGCCAAUUCGGAUAUGAAACAUCCCAAGGGUCGCCAUGGAAUUGACGGAUACUUCAACGAGAAGAACUACGCUCAACCUUCAACGUUCAACCCAGCAAGUGAGCGUCGCCAGGAGCAGUUCACGAUGAAUGCCGGCGCAGGAAUCCGUAACAGCCAAAUCAACACCAUCGAUGUGGGAGUCGAAUUCGAAGGACGCCAGCAGAAGGCCGAGUUUGUGUUGACCGUAUCGAAAGCCAAGUCUACCGUUGAUGGAAAGUCUCGUAGUCUAGUGUUCGCCUCGGCCAGCCCUUACGAACCAAGUGGUCAAAACAAACAGGCUCAAGUUUGCAUGAGUCUUACUCAACAGCACCCAAAGGUACCGAAAUUGAAUUUCCUGAACGCUCUGAACCAAGGGGUCAGCUCGAACGUUGAUUUGGAACUUGCAUUCGGUGAACGAUGCCAGGGAGGAGCUCAGAUAUCAGUCAGCGGUAAACUCCGUCAAAGCGAUCAAUGGCGUCACUCUGUCAGGACUUCCGAAACCGGAAAACAGUGUAAGGAACAGAUGGAUCAAGGCAACUACCAGCUUCCAGAAUGUCAGAAUGCUACCCGUCAAGCGAGCUACCUAGAUCAGUAUGAGCUCAGCAUCGAAUUCAAGGAUGUUCCAGCAGCCACACAGAAUGCUACCCGUAAACUCAUGAACAUUGCUCAGGCAGUUUUUGCACCACGAUGGAAUGAGAACUCCGUUAGUCAUCACGGAAAACAAGGACGUUCCCAGAUCCAGAUCGAAUUCUCACCACACGCUGAUCGAGUGAACGUGACCCUUGCUAUGCCGAAUAGAAAGGUUCAAAUCCAGAACCAACCGAUCCAAAGUCAAUGGGCCAAGUAUCUGCUGUUGGUGCACCCGGAUCUUGAUUGGGACGAGCGUUUGAGUACCUAUGCCUACCGCGGAAAUUUGAAACCAUCCUGCGUCGUUGCCCCUCAACACGUUAGCACUUUUGAUGGAAGAUCAUACAACUACAGCACAGGAAGCUGCUGGCACGUGGCCAUGCAUGCCGUUAAACCCGAGCUAGAGGUUACCUCGCAGCAUUCGCACUUCAACUCUGAUGACGAAAGUGAAUCGCAGAACAACGGCUUCAAGCAGCACCAGCAGAUCAGUGUACUGACCCGAUCCGAUGACAAUCAGCAACAACACCUUAGAAUAGUCCUUGGUCAACCACAAGCUUGGAACCAUAACAUCGACAUCGUACCCAACGGAGCUGGAUUACCACAGGUAUACCUGAACGAUGAGCCACUCCAGGUUCAUGAAAAGCACACCAUUCCAAUCUACUCGGAUGACGAAGACGAUCAACCUUUGGUUCGUGUUCACGCUCUUCCCGGUAAUGAAGUCGAAGUUGAUAUCCGUGAUGGUCAGGUUAUCAUUGUCAGUGAUGGCUACCGAGCCAAAAUCUCCACGCACCAGACUCUUCAUGGCAACACUGUUGGCAUGUGCGGAACCAACAACAAGGACGGCGACAACGACUUCACCACUCCCCAACAAUGCGUUAUGCGUAAGCCGGAACUAUUCGCGUCUUCCUGGGCUGUAUCUGGACAGAACUGCUCUGGACCUGCCAAGGCUUUCGCUAUUGCUUCGCAACAGAAACAACAGGAGAACUGUAUUCGCGUUCAGCACCUGUACGGAAACGUAAUUAGCGAUGCCGAUACCGGUCGCAAGCGCUACCGCAACUACAACCACAACGUCCAAUCGUCGUCUUCUAGUUCAUCGGACUCUUCGUCUUCGUCGUCGUCUUCCUCUGAUUCGAGCAACGAAUCCGACUCAAAGACACAUGGUUCAUCAUCUUCUUCCUCUUCCUCCUCCUCGGAAAGUGCCGAGUACAACCCAGCCUACCAGAAGAACACAAUCAAGGAGUGUGAAGUCAAACACCAGGCCCAGUACAUCAUGCAAGGUGACCAGAUUUGCUUCACCAAACGUCCUCUGCCGGCAUGUCCAGCCCAUUGUAAGGCUGCUGAUAAAAUUGAGAAGCACGUGGACGUUCACUGCCGUGAUGGUUCCGAUCAGGUAGCACAGCAGUUCCAAAGGCAAAUCCAAAAAGGAGGCAAUCCGGAUAUGCACACCAAGUCGGUGUCCAAGACGAUCAAGUUUUACCUACCCAAGCGGUGCGUUUAUGCCAACUGA